AGUUUAGUCUUUGACCAAAGAAACCAAACCCAACCCAACUCUCUCACUUUAUAUUUUUUUUUCCCUAAUUUCGAAAAAGAAGAUAUUCAUUCUAUUCGCGUGGUUUUGACGACGAAGAAGGGAACAACGCAUAACGAAGACGACGAUGGGUGAAGCCGUGAAGGAUGGAAGAGAAGAAGUGAUUCAGGCUUGGUACAUGGAUGAUAGCCAAGAUGAUCAGCGACUUCCUCACCACAAGGAUCCUAAAGAGUUUAUCUCUCUCGACAAACUUGCAGAGCUUGGAGUCCUUAGCUGGAGACUUGAUGCUGAUAACUACGAAACCGAUGAGGAGUUGAAAAAGAUCCGCGAGUCUCGUGGUUACUCCUACAUGGACUUUUGUGAGGUAUGCCCAGAGAAGCUUCCAAAUUAUGAAGAGAAAGUAAAGAGCUUCUUCGAGGAACAUCUCCACACUGAUGAAGAGAUCCGUUACUGCGUUGCAGGAAGUGGCUACUUUGAUGUGAGGGAUCGCAACGAAGCUUGGAUCAGAGUUUGGGUGAAGAAGGGAGGAAUGAUAGUCUUGCCUGCUGGAAUUUAUCAUCGCUUCACCGUGGAUUCUGACAACUAUAUCAAGGCAAUGCGUCUUUUCGUGGGUGAACCGGUGUGGACACCAUACAAUCGUCCACACGACCAUCUUCCUGCAAGGAAAGAAUAUGUUGAUAACUUCGUGAAGAAAGCCAUUAACGCCUCUGCUUAGAGAGCGCGCUCUCUCUCCUGCUUCCAAAAAUAAGAGAGGUUCUAUAAUAAACUUGGCCUACAAUAAAGAGAGAUCUUGAAUCGAUAAUAUGCAUGUGGAGAAUGAUGGCUUUGGUAUGCAUGUGUUGUAUACUUAUUAAUAACACUCUGUUCGUCUUUAUUUACAAUCUUUGCCGUGUCCGUUUUACGAUAAAUUGUAUCGACUCAGUUUGAUCAUAUAUUUUCCUGCGUACGUUUC
This is a messenger RNA of Brassica napus (rape), 970 nucleotides long. RefSeq names its product acireductone dioxygenase 2. The record is from RefSeq and is a predicted model, not a curated record. The transcript is spliced from 7 exons. Gene Ontology annotation, molecular function: acireductone dioxygenase [iron(II)-requiring] activity. NCBI's taxonomy places the organism in Eukaryota, Viridiplantae, Streptophyta, Magnoliopsida, Brassicales, Brassicaceae. The coding region runs from base 146 to 733 and encodes 195 amino acids.